CAAGGAAUGUAUGUAUAGGGGGUUUAGAUUCGGGAAUGGUGAAGUCGUGCAAAGGCCUCGCCAUGGAACUUGUCAAGUGCUUCAGCGAAACCGACUGUGUUAAGGUCGAGAAGCGCUCAUACAGGGAUUGUGCUGGAGAAAAAAGUCCAUCCAUAUCAAGCGAGUGUGUUGGCCUAAGGGAGACAUAUUUCAAUUGCAAGAGAGGCCAAGUUGACAUGCGAGCUCGAAUAUGCGAAAACAAGGGGUAUUAGGCAGAGUACUAUGCAAAUGUAACUGCAUCACGGCGGCUGGUGUCUAUGGAAUACUUUUUUGGGAGUUUUAUGUACAGCCAGAUAAUGUAACUUGUUUUCUUUUUUGUUUUUCUUAAUGUGACUACUGCACCAAUUGCUAAAACUGGAGAUGUUAACUUUUGAGUCCUUUGCUUAGUUGGGGCUUGUUUGGAU
Molecule: messenger RNA, 443 nt
Organism: Magnolia sinica
Lineage: Eukaryota; Viridiplantae; Streptophyta; Magnoliopsida; Magnoliales; Magnoliaceae
Product: mitochondrial protein PET191-like
Exons: 1
Coding region: 36-251 (71 amino acids)
Biological process (GO): mitochondrial respiratory chain complex IV assembly
Cellular component (GO): mitochondrion
Source: RefSeq, a predicted model, not a curated record